UUUUUUUUUUUUUUUUGCAUAUUGAUUAAAUGUCAUCGCCUGUGGUAGGCUACACCCACUUCAGCAGCUCUACUUUAUAAAGAGUAGAUAAUGUACUAUCGUAAGUGGACCUGUGUCCUAUAGGGUUAACUGUACCGAUGCGCCGCCCUCUGAUGAACAGAAUAUAAACGCUGCUGGCACACGUUCUGAUUUGCUGUGACAUCACCCCACUGGAACCGCCAAGCAUUCCGCUAAUCUGAAUUUUUACAAACGAGUUGAUAAAAUUUAUAAUUCAGACCUGUACAAAUGGAGAAGCAGGUUGCGGAUGGGUUGAGGGAAGUCUUCCAGUCAGGCAGGUCCAGACCCCUGCAGUACAGAAAACAGCAGCUCAGAGCCCUGCUCCGCCUCAUCACUGAACGCCAAGAAGACAUCGAGCAAGCUCUAAAACAAGACCUCAACAGGAAUACAUACAACACUUCACUCUUUGAGCUGAUCAGCAUCGAGAAUGACAUCAAGUUGGCGGAAAGCGAGUUGGGAGACUGGGCAGCUCCUCGGCCUGUGAAGAAGAAUCUCAACAGCGCACUGGAUGAUGUUUACAUAAAGCCUGAACCUUUGGGGGUUGUGCUGAUAAUUGGAACCUGGAACUACCCAUGGGCCAUGAUCCUGCAGCCCCUGGUUGGAGCUAUUGCAGCUGGCAACGCAGCUGUGUUGAAACCAUCAGAGCUGAGUGAGCACUCUGCUAGACUUAUGAAAGAACUGCUUCCUCUUUAUCUGGAUAAGGAGAUGUAUCAAGUGGUGACAGGAGGGGUUGCAGAGACCCAGGAGCUGCUGAAGCAGCGUUUCGACCACAUCUUCUACACCGGGAGCAGCACGGUGGGGAAACUGGUGAUGGAAGCUGCAGCUCAUCAUCUCACACCAGUGACUUUAGAACUGGGAGGAAAAAGCCCCUGUUAUAUUGACAAGAACUGUGACAUUGCUGUGGCAUGCCGGCGAAUAACCUGGGGGAAGUUUGCAAAUUGUGGCCAGACAUGCAUUGCUCCUGACUACAUUCUGUGUGAGCCAAGCAUCCAGGACAGAAUAGUUGAAGAGAUUCAAAAAACACUACUGGAGUUCUACCAAAAGGACCCUAAAAGCUCUCCAGAUUAUUGCCGAAUCAUUAAUACACGUCACUUUGACAGAGUAUUGGCUCUAAUGAAUGAAUGCACCAUUGCUCUUGGAGGAGAGAGUGAUCGCUCACAAUGUUUCAUAGCUCCUACGGUUCUGAAGGAUGUUUUACCCCAUUUCAAAAUCAUGCAAGAAGAAAUCUUUGGACCACUGCUGCCAAUCGUCACUGUUAAUGGCUUGAAUGAGGCCAUACAUUUCAUCAAUGCAAGAGAAAAGCCAUUGGCGCUCUAUGUGUUUUCCUCUGAUAAAACGGUGAUUAAGCGAAUGUUAACUGAAACCAGCAGUGGAGGAGUGACUGUUAAUGAUGUCUUGAUGCAUUACACUGUCGAUAGCUUACCUUUUGGAGGUGUAGGAAACAGUGGAAUGGGCAGAUAUCAUGGGAGACACACGUUUGACCAGCUGAGUCACCAUCGUGCCUGUCUCAUCAAGUCUUUUGCUAUGGAGGGUUUGAAUGACGCUCGUUACCCUCCGCUAACAGCAGCCCGACUGCGCAAGGCCAAGUUUUUCAUGCAGCAUCGCAUGUGCAGCUGUAGUGGGAUAUGUGUGUGGGCCAUCAUCGCAACCCUGUUAGCAAUUGGUCUGCUUGUUGCCUUAAUAGUUGUGCUCACUGUGCUGAUAUAAGUGCAAAAAAAA
Carassius auratus (goldfish) is the source of this 1776-nucleotide messenger RNA. It is a transcript of the gene aldh3a1, whose product is annotated as aldehyde dehydrogenase 3 family, member A1. The transcript has 10 exons. Gene Ontology annotation, molecular function: 3-chloroallyl aldehyde dehydrogenase activity; aldehyde dehydrogenase (NAD+) activity. The record is from RefSeq and is a predicted model, not a curated record. Gene Ontology annotation, cellular component: cytoplasm. Gene Ontology annotation, biological process: aldehyde metabolic process. Bases 286 to 1764 code for a protein of 492 amino acids. NCBI's taxonomy places the organism in Eukaryota, Metazoa, Chordata, Actinopteri, Cypriniformes, Cyprinidae.